AUGGAAACCUUGAUCAUUUUUAGAUGUUAGAGGCUUUUAUUGCGAAUUACAAGAGAUACACUUAAAAUGAGCAAUAUGUUGUCUAUGAUUGUAUUGAUCGAUGCUUAGAAGAGAGUUGAUACUUUGAUACAUUCACUCCAAAUUAAAUUAAGGGUAAGUCAUAAAUCUAUCUGCUAAGUAGCACUUUAAAAAUCUUUCCUAGACUUUACAGUUGACUAAAAUGGAGCUCUUAAAUUCAAAGUCAAUUAAUGGCUAACUGGCUUUGAAUAUGCUUUCCUACUGAGGCAUUACAGAGCAUAUAUGGAGCUCAACCCAGGAAAGUAUUUAAUAUCUGACUAUGGGCAUCCACCCCUAAUCUAUGAAAAACCAAAAGCUGGCCAGAUCUACUUUAUUAAGGGUUGGCACCUGAGAGAAUUCGGUUUCCCAAGAGAUUAAUUGAUUAAGAAGAGAUAUAAAUGGAAAAAGAUGAAUUUUACUACAGAUUUGCCAAAGAAUAAUCCACUAUGCACUUAUUUGGUGGCAUCAGCUAAAUACGACUCUGAAUUGCUAAGAAUGCAUGUAGUUGCUUUAUCCUCAGGUAACUAACUGAAGAGAAGAAGAAGAAAGCAGCAGGAGAGGCAUUCAGAUGCAGAUGAUUAUUAGGAUGAGGACUCUCUGAGCAAUCAAAGUUAGGUCAUUUCCUCUGCAAAAUAGGAUUUAGCCUACGAGGAAGAAUCCAAGAAUUAGCCUAAGAUUAAUGAAAUCACUACUAACAUAUCACAAAGAACAAAAAGAUUGAUGAUGAGAAAUGAGUCUUAAAAAUUCAACAGCUACAGUAUUAAAACAAGAAGAUAGCGCUCAUUGCUUUAGAAAUAAAGCCAAAUGAACUUAUUUGAGCCUGAAAUAGUAGUACCUAAGAUUGCGUAUGAUAAUGAAUGCAAUAGGAUUUUCAACUCGAUUAAACCUUUUGAUGAAGAUCAGAUAAAUGCUGAAUUCGUCGAAGCCCAAAAUCUUUUGGAUAAAGCAAAGCAUUAUAUAGACCAUAAAGGAGAGCAAAAUACUAAUAUCUUAAAAAAGCAGAAUUAGAAUUGCUACAAGUUUAACGCAAGUGAAGAUCUGAGUGAAAAUAAAUUGGUAUCAGAAGAAGAAUCUUAGUUUCAAGAGAAUAGCAGUAAUAAUGACAAAUCAAAGAGAAUAAAUGUUCCAAAAUAAUAGCAAAGUUAUGUCACUCCAAAGAUUCGAAGGCCAUACAAGAAAGGAAAGAAGAUCAUAUCUACAAAUAAGGAGUUUGAAUAGAGAAUUCUUCUCCCGUAAAACUAUGAUUCAGACUCUCCUAGUAAAACUUCUUUCUUUGAUAAGGAAAAUCAGCAGUCAUAAAUAUAGUCUUUUGGAGUCAAAGAUUGCAAAUAGUAAUAAUUGGACAAUUAUCAAAAACAAAGCCUGAUGGAUGUACUUGUAAAUAAAGAUAUAAGCUAGAUUUGGAAGUUUCAGGCUAAUAAAUGUCUAACUUCUAAACUAGCUCUGAAGUCAACAGACACUUAUCAAGAUCUGGAGCUCAAAAAACAACAAAAUGAAUAGCAAAUAAUCAUAAAUGCUUAAAAUCUUUAGAACCCCACAACUUAUAUUUACAAUCAAGAUUAUCCAAAGAAUUGCAAUGCCUAUUUGAAUUUCUCCUAGAUUAAUUGGAGAAAGCUAAAAAAUGAGUAGUCUGGCGGUUAUCAUAAUCAAUCAUCAAUGAUGAUGAGGCUUGAAGAAAUUUUGCCAGGACAUCAAGGAAAUAGCCUCACAAUUCCUUGCAACUAUUAGGUAGAAUAGAUUGAUAAUGAGGAAAUAAAUCAAAGUUUCAUGCGAGACUACAACUCAAGAUUUUUCCCCCAAAUAUUCAGCCAGUCAUUGAAGCAUAUCCUUUCCUCAGAGAAGAAAAUAGCCUUGCCUAAAGUUGGGUUCGGUGGAAUGAGUGACAAUUAAAGUCUUGACCUUUUCAAUGAGCAAAUAAAUCAACUUGUGAGAGAGCCCUCAAAUCAUUAAGUCCUAAGAGAGAUAGUAGAGAUGUCAAGCAUGAACUUAGAUCUGGGAAGUUUUGAUUUUGAGAGAAGAUAAGUUCUAAAGGACAUUCCCAGCAAUAUGAUAACCUCCACCUAUAUCCCUGACUAAUUUAACUUGGAUCCUAGCAAGAAGUAUCCUCAGUGA
Molecule: messenger RNA, 2169 nt
Organism: Stylonychia lemnae
Lineage: Eukaryota; Ciliophora; Spirotrichea; Sporadotrichida; Oxytrichidae
Source: the annotation of a GenBank genome assembly